Ochotona princeps (American pika) is the source of this 2218-nucleotide messenger RNA. RefSeq names its product tripartite motif containing 45 (gene TRIM45). Gene Ontology annotation, cellular component: nucleoplasm; chromatin. The record is from RefSeq and is a predicted model, not a curated record. Gene Ontology annotation, biological process: positive regulation of DNA-templated transcription. Gene Ontology annotation, molecular function: zinc ion binding; protein binding; ubiquitin-protein transferase activity. Bases 362 to 2104 code for a protein of 580 amino acids. The transcript is spliced from 6 exons. Lineage: Eukaryota; Metazoa; Chordata; Mammalia; Lagomorpha; Ochotonidae.
GGAGGGCACCUGGAGGGGGUGGCGGUGGAGGGCGUGAGAUGCAGGGGUCAAGGAGCUGGGCUGUGCUACCAGCGUGAGGCUUAGACCUGGAAGCGCAUCCAAGGAAGGAUUGGGAGGCCGAGAAGGGCGGCAGCGGGUCUGGUAUGGGAUGCCGUGGAAAGGAGGGGUCCUCGCCACAGAUCCUGCCUAGAUCUGUGGGUGGGUCCUUCGAGGCGGCCUCCUACCGGGUGCCCUUUUAUUUGCAGAGAAGAGAGUCCCCAUGGUCUCUGUUCAGGUUCUGGAAACUUUCUCAUUGGGUGGGUUUCCUCAGCGACUCCUUUACUUUAGAACGACCCAGGGUUGAUUCUGAUAAGUGGGGAUUAUGUCAGCAAACGGGAAGCCGCUGCUGGGCUUCAUGCGCAAACUCCCCAGUGGGACUGCACCCGGGAAUUCAGGCAAGACGCACUGCCCUUCCUGCUUUGAGCUUUUCCAAGCCCCCCGGCUCUUGCCUUGUUUGCACACGGUUUGCAUCAAGUGUCUGGAGCAGCUGGAACCCUUCUCGGUAGUGGACAUCCGAGGAGGCGACUCAGACACGAGCUCUGAAGGGUCCAUGUUCCAGGAACUCAAGCCACGCAGCAUGCAGCCGCAGAUUGGUAUCCUCUGUCCGGUAUGUGAUGCUCAGGUGGACCUGCCCAAGGGUGGAGUGAAGGCUUUGACCAUAGACCACCUGGCCAUGAACGAUGUGAUGCUGGAGAGCCUGCGUGGGGAAGGCCAGGGCCUGGUGUGUGACCUGUGCAGCGACAGGGAAGUGGAGAAGAGGUGUCAGACCUGCAAAGCCAAUCUCUGCCACUUCUGCUGCCAGGCUCAUAGGCGGCAGAAGAAAACCACUUACCACACCAUGGUGGACCUCAAAGACCUGAAAGGCUACAGCCGGAUUGGGAAGCCUAUACCAUGUCCUACUCACCCCACCGAGGAGCUCAGUCUGUUCUGUGAGCGCUGCGACCGCCCUGUGUGCCGGGACUGCGUGGUGGGGGAGCACCGAGAGCAUCCUUGUGACUUCACCAGCAACGUCAUCCACAAGCAUGGGGACUCCGUGCGGGAGAUUCUCAAAGGCACUCAGCCCCACGUGGAGGCCCUGGAGGAAGCACUGGUUCAGAUAAAAGAUCUCAGCAGUGCGCUCCAGGAGCGGGUGGAGGCUGUGGCCGCCGACAUCCGCACCUUCUCUGAGGGCUACAUCAAGGCCAUCCAGGAGCACCGGGAUAAGCUGCUGAAGCAGCUGGAAGACAUAAGGGUCCAGAAGGAGAACUCGCUGCACCUGCAGAAGGCACAGCUGGAACAGCUGCUGGCAGAUAUGCGGACUGGAGUGGAGUUCACUGAGCACUUGCUGACCAGUGGCUCGGACCUGGAGAUCCUCAUCACCAAGGGUGUGGUGGUAGAACGGCUCAGGAAGCUCAACAAAAUUGAGUACAGUGCCCGCCCUGGAGUGAAUGAUAAGAUCUACUUCUCUCCUCAGGAGAAAGCAGGCCAGUGCCGUGGCUACGAAGUUUAUGGGGCCAUUAAUACCAAAGAGGUUGAUCCCACCAAAUGUGUUCUUCAAGGAGAAGAUCUCCACCGAGCCCGAGAGAAACAGACAGCUUCUUUCACUGUGCUCUGUAAGGAUGCCACAGGAGAGAACAUGGGAAGAGGCGGAGACAACAUUCGUGUUGCUGUUGUCCCUAAGGAUAAGAAAGACAGUCCAGUCAGAACAGUGGUCCAGGAUAACAAGGAUGGGACAUACUUUGUUUCCUAUACCCCCAAGGAGCCUGGUCUGUACACCGUGUGGGUCUGUAUCAAAGAACAGCAUGUGCAGGGCUCGCCAUUCACUGUGACUGUGAGGAGAAAGCACCGCCCACACACAGGUGUAUUUCAUUGUUGUACCUUCUGCUCCAGUGGAGGACAGAAGACUGCCCGCUGUGCCUGUGGCGGCACCAUGCCAGGUGGGUACCAAGGCUGUGGCCACGGACACAAAGGCCACCCAGGUCGUCCCCACUGGUCAUGCUGUGGAAAGUUUACCGAGAAGUCCGAAUGUACAAACACGAGUGGGCAGAGUGCACCAAGGAGCUUGCUCAGGACCGUGGCACUCUGACACUGUGAACUUGGCCUGUUCAAGCUGUAGCCAGUGGGAAUUCAAAUUAUCAGAGUGCCCCAGACCUUGAUUACUUCCAAAGAGACAGAAUUAAAAACAAAGUGCCUUAUCUUA